CAGCUGUGGUAAGGUUCAUGAAUGAUAAAGAUGAGCUUCAGACAGCCAUAGCCCUCAGCCUACAGGAAUCUGCAAUCCACCAGGUAGAGAGGAACGAUUCCAGAGACAGAUGCCCUGACUGCCUUUGUGUUGAAAAUAAGAACCGUGCCAAAAGAAAACGCUCCGACGUCUGGGGGAACUCGCCUGACCCCAAUGAUCUGAGAAGAAAUGGUGACUGGCCUGUCGGAUUAAAGAACAUUGGAAAUACUUGCUGGUUUAGUGCAGUAAUUCAGUCACUCUUCCACCUGCCAGAAUUUAGAAGAUUGGUCCAUAGUUACAGUAUUUCCCAAAGCAUGCUGGAGAGAUGUCAAAACAGAAGUGAGAAGAGAAACAUUGCUUUUAUGCAAGAACUUCAGUGUUUGUUUGCUCUCAUGGUUGGAUCCAACAGA
Staurois parvus is the source of this 428-nucleotide messenger RNA. The record is from the annotation of a GenBank genome assembly. NCBI's taxonomy places the organism in Eukaryota, Metazoa, Chordata, Amphibia, Anura, Ranidae.